AUGGAUGCGAACGCUACCACUACUGUGUCCUCAUUCCUGGGCAAAGUCGUGGAAAUCUGCAUAGUCACCGCGGACUGCGAAAAAGUCAUCAGCAACCUCGAAAGGCUCGGUAUCGGUCCUUUUGAAAAGUACGCGUUUGAUGGCCAAACCGUCACCAACCGCCAGUUCCGCGGCAAGCCUUCGGACUUUGAGCUCGUGGUUGCGUUUGCUACGCACGAAGAUAUGGUCUGGGAGAUCAUGCAGCCAACAUCUGGGCCGUCCAUCAUGCGCGAGUUUCUGGACACGCGCGGAGAAGGCAUUCAUCACGUAGCCUUUGAAUGCCACCAUGUACCCCAGCAGCAGCGGAGGAAGGAGUUUGAAAGCCGUGGGUAUGACCUAGUUCAAACCGGGAUCUGGCAUGGCAAGAAAGGGACCUGCGAGUUUAUGUUCUUCGACACGGACGGGGCUAUAGGGACGUGCUUCGAGUCAUACACGUUCUCGGACGAUUGGGAAGCUCCAGAGCAGGCAAGCAGGACAAGGACCUGA
Messenger RNA from Trichoderma gamsii, 525 nucleotides. RefSeq lists its product as hypothetical. The transcript has a single exon. Bases 1 to 525 code for a protein of 174 amino acids. Lineage: Eukaryota; Fungi; Ascomycota; Sordariomycetes; Hypocreales; Hypocreaceae. The record is from RefSeq and is a predicted model, not a curated record.